Bactrocera latifrons is the source of this 2746-nucleotide messenger RNA. It is a transcript of the gene Snx27, whose product is annotated as sorting nexin-27. Gene Ontology annotation, biological process: signal transduction; intracellular protein transport. The record is from RefSeq and is a predicted model, not a curated record. Bases 296 to 1801 code for a protein of 501 amino acids. Gene Ontology annotation, molecular function: protein binding; phosphatidylinositol-3-phosphate binding. Lineage: Eukaryota; Metazoa; Arthropoda; Insecta; Diptera; Tephritidae. Gene Ontology annotation, cellular component: early endosome. The transcript is spliced from 8 exons.
UUUUUAUUAUAGUGUCGUUCGUAUCUAAGUGAAAAUUAAAAACACUUUUCAGUAAUUAAAACUUAUGAAAAGUAUAUAUACAUUUGAAUUUUAGGAAUAAAGUGGUUCAUAUAAUGAAAAAUUGAGGAAAUCCAUUAUUUGUUUUCGUUAUCAUAAGACGCAGACAACCUUAGACCAACCUGUGGUCUAAGAAGUAUGCUAAUAUUUUAUAUUCAAGCCCUAGAAAUCCUCUAUCAAGAUAUCGAACGUUUCCUCUAUUAAAGCUACAAGAAUAGCGCAGGUUUAAGUAUUUAAUAUGAGCGGCGGUGGAGUUGGGAGUGACUCUGCUGCGCCAAGUGGUCCGCGAGUGGUACAUAUUUACAAGACGGAAACUGGUUUUGGUUUCAAUGUACGUGGACAAGUUUCUGAAGGUGGGCAACUUCGUUCGAUAAAUGGGGAAUUGUAUGCUCCCUUGCAACAUGUAAGUGCUGUUCUGGAAAAUGGGGCGGCAGAAAAGGCUGGAAUUAAGAAAGGAGAUCGUAUUCUCGAGGUGAAUGGUGUUAGCGUAGAAGGAGCUACUCACAAACAAGUCGUUGAUUUGAUUAAGUCGGGAGGAGAUUGCUUAACUUUAACGGUAAUUUCCGUGACACAGCAAGAAGCGGAGAGACUUGAACCUCAAGAAGAUCAAAGUGGUUACUCUUAUAUUGACUAUUCUGAUAAACGUUCGUUACCCAUUAGUAUUCCAGAUUACAGUAUUGUGAAUCGGAAUGGAGAGCGCUACAUUGUAUUCAAUAUUCACAUGGCCGGGCGUCAACUGUGCUCUCGUCGUUACCGGGAGUUUGCGAAUCUUCACUCAAUACUACGGAAAGAAUUCGCCGGUUUUAAUUUUCCUAAGCUUCCAGGAAAAUGGCCAUUCCAAUUAAGUGAGCAGCAAUUGGAUACACGUCGGAGAGGUCUUGAGCAGUAUUUGGAAAAGGUUUGCGCAGUGCGUGUUAUUGCUGAAAGUGAUGCUGUUCAAGAUUUUCUCACUGACUCUGAAGAUGAUGUAUCCGCUUCUCCAGUGGAUAUCAAAGUAAUGCUGCCUGAUCAUGAAGUAUCGACUGUCUCUGUCCGAAAAUCUGCUAACGCGCAGGCUGUGUGGGAGCUUCUGGUCCAACGCGCCAAUCUUACAUCAUAUACACAGCAAUAUUUUUAUCUUUUUGAGAUUGUUGAAUAUAAUUUUGAAAGAAAACUGCAGCCACAUGAAAUUCCACAUCAGCUGUACGUGCAAAAUUACAGCACUGCAUCAAGCACUUGUCUUUGUGUACGUCGGUGGUUGUUUUCAGUGAAUCGGGAACUUGGCCUACCGGAUGGUGAACAAGCAGCAAAAUUUAUUUUCUACCAGGCAAUCGAUGAAGUUAAUCGUGGGUAUAUACGCGCCGAAGGUCGCCUUUACGAGCUAAAAGCCUUGCAAGAUGCUAAGAAAGCAUCGGAGUAUUUGGCAUUGGCGCGCACACUACCUGGCUAUGGUGAUGUUGUAUUUCCGCAUUGUGCCUGUGAUAGCCGCAAGGAAGGGCAUGUUAUACCGGCUGUUGGUAUAAAAAGUUUCCGUUUGCAUGCUUGUCGGGAGGAUGGUUCAAUGGAGGCGCAAAUGGUUGAGCUAACUUGGGAAAGUAUAACACGAUGGGAGAGCGACGAAGAGUCCAUGUCUUUCUGCUUUCAAUACAAUCGUCCGGAUAAACCGGCACGUUGGGUAAAAGUAUAUACGCCAUAUCAUUCAUUUUUAGCUGAUUGUUUCGAUCGAAUAGUGGAGGAACGAAAGUGGGAAGACACUGGUGAUUAACAGAAACGAGUUCACAACGCUUGAGCGUGGGCUUCAAUUUAUUCUAGUUUUACAACUAUUUAAGCAUUUCGCAGCAUCAAUUCAUUAUCUCUUAGCAUUUCGCUAUUUACCCAGUUGAUAAUCAACAUCUCAAAGYUACGACAUUUUCUACUUUUGUCAUUUCGACACUCACUACUCGUCUACUUCGUCAAGUGAAUUAUUUCGUGUACUUAGUAGCAAGUGGGUCUGAUAAAUUAUUAUAAUUAAAUUUAUUUUUAUUAAAUCAAUGGCCAUAAUAUCCCGAAUAUAGAGAAAUGCAAAUAUAAUUGAAGUAUUAAUUAUACAGAUGAAAUAACCAAAAUUAUUAAAUAUAUAACAACAAUAGGUUAACGAGCUUUGAAUGCAUUAUAUCAUACAAACUUAACYACACAUAACUCAGAAAUGACAGUUUUUAAAAUUAAGUCAACUGUAAAUACAUAUGUAUACAUGUAUUUAAAUGCACCAUAACACUUUCAAAUGUGAACAAAUUGGUAUUUUCGCACUAAGAUCAAAUUGCUUUUAACGUACAUACAUUUAAAUUAAUCUAAGAUGUUUAAGAAAUUAAUAUUAAAAUUGUUGUCAAUUUCUAAGGAUGAAGGCUUACGUACUCCAUAGUGGAACAAAUAUAUAUAGAAAAUUUAAUGGACAAGUAAAUAACGAAAGUCUAAAUAACUAAUUAAUUAUGAGUGAAAAUCAAAUAAUAACAAAUUGUUUAUGAAUUAAAACCCUCAAAAGCGUUGAAUGUAGCUAUAAAGUAAAAAUCAUGCGCAUUGGCCCAAAUUAAAUGAUAGUUACAAUAAGAUAUAUAUUAGGGGGAACUAGGAACAUUCUUCCAUAGUAUCUGAUGUAAAUUUAACAAAAACCGUAAAGUGAACAAACGUAAAUACGAAAAGUUGUAUUUUUUGCAAGUAUAUGAAAAUAGAAAAA